UUGCUCCUUCUCUUAAUGCCGGUUUUAGGUAAUUCACGUUCUGUGUUCUCGUGGGUUUUGCAAAACGUUAGUGGUAAAUGCCCUCCUUUAUUACAUGGAGUAUCCAUCUUUUGUAGAAUUCGUGUUUUCACGUUGUCUUUAUGCGACAAAAGAUCUCAGCUUUAUCUUCUAUUCCAGUGGUUGACUACGACUCUUAUUGUUUCGUCUUUAUCUCUUUACAUGGGUUUAUAGGAUCAUUGUCCUUGUUGAUGUUUGGGUUCCCUAUAUAUAAUGUUCUUGAUUCUGGGUCUCUCUUUUCACGCUUUUGAUGCGGCGUUUCUUGGAUCUUUUGAUGCUCCGCUCUGAAAUAGUUGAGGUUAAAACGUGUUUGUGCAGACAGUUCUUAUGAUGGUUGAAGAAAACAAUCCUAUGGAAGGUGGUUCUUGUGAGGAAGAAUUUGCCUGUGGUGAUCCCAAAGUUGAUAUACGUGUUGGGGAUGAAUAUCAGGCUGAGAUACCUCCUAUGAUCUCUGAUCCAGAGAACCCCCCUCUAGCUUCAGAUGAUCUUGGCUCUGGUUCCUUUGUGGUUGGACUACCUCUCCAAGUAACGUGGAUAGACACCAAAUUUAAAGAUAGACAAGGGCUUGGAGAUGACCAUGUCGACAUGAGCGAGUCUCUCAAAUCUCUGAAAAAUAAACGAAGCCGCAGGAACACGGGAACAAAGCAGCGGAGGAUGACUCUUGAAGCUGUGCCGGAGACACCAUCGAGUUCUUGGGAUGAUCUGGAAGUAGAUGGCUUUGUUCUUGGUUUAUAUACAUUCGGGAAGAACUUCACUCAGGUGAAGAAGCUGUUAGAGAGCAAAGAAACAGGAGAUAUACUUUCGUUUUACUACGGAAGGUUCUACAAAUCUGCUAAACACAAGGUUUGGUCUAACUCACUCAAGAAGCAAAGCAGGAAAUGUAUACAAGGCAAGAAGCUCUAUUCAGGUUGGAGGCUACAACACCUGUUGUCCCGUUUGAUUCCCAGCAUCACAGAUGAAUCUCAGAAAAAGAAGCUUGUGAAUGUUUCAAAGUCAUUUGCUGAAGGGAAUAUAUCUCUGGAGAGAUACAUUAUUGGAGUGAAAGAACUAGUAGGUCUCCAGUCUCUUGUAGAAGCCGUAGCGAUCGGUAAAGACAAACAUUUAACAGUCCUAACAACGGAACCAGUGAAAUCGAAACAGUGGUUCACAGUCUCCUCUGCUGGUUUAGGUGCAUACACUUCACUCACAUCUGAGGAAAUAAUAGAAAAACUUGAUGGCGGUUCCCGUCUAAGCAAAGCCCGUUGCAAUGAUAUCUUUUGGGACGCUGUGUGGCCGCGUUUGCUAGCCAGAGGGUGGCAUUCUGAGCAGCCAAAGGACACCAAAUCUAAAGACAACAUCGUCUUCCUCAUCCCUGGGGUAGAAACGUUCUCUAGACGGAAACUCGUUAAACAGACUCAUUACUUUGAUUCCAUCGCUGAAAUUCUCAAAAAAGUUGUUGCCGAGCCUGAGCUUCUUGAAUUUGAGACAGCAGACAUCAGACCUUCCAGUGAAGAGACUAAUUACCAACACACUAAGCACCGUUACCUCAGGUCUCCAGACGCUUGCUCUAAUCAUAUGAAGUUCACUGUUAUGGACACUACUAGUUUGGCUUCAGGAGGCAAGUUGUGCGCAUUUCGAGAGUUGAAGAAUCCUGAUAACAGCCCUUCUGUGGAAAGAUCCCAAAUGAUGCCGUUGGAGCAAGCCAAGUUUUCUGGUGAAUGUAAAUGGGAAAAGAAGGGAAUGAAGAAACUGGUGGAAGAGCCGGUGAGGUUCAUGAUUGUGGAUACAAGUGGGCAGUCAUCAGGGAUAAGGAGACGGAGACAUUUGCCCGAUAAUGAGAACCAAUCAGGUAACAGUACAGGUGUGACUUGGGAGUAUCCUAAGCUGUCUGGUGAGACUUUGGAGAAUGUUGGGUCAAAGAAGAGGUCUGUCCGAAAAUCAUCCGAAUCUUUUCCUUUGACUAAGCGAAGGCGGCUCAGUACAUGUGUAAGGAAAGAUAUAGAACGUUUUGGUCAAAGUUCGAAGUUAUCGGUUGAGUUGAUGAACAUCAAGACUGAGAAAUCAGAAGAAACUGAACCAAAUGGGUUAUGUUCACUGGAGAAACAACAACAAGAGAACUCAAAUCGGUUGUGUUGGGACAAAAAAAGCUCUUCAAAUGAUCUGGAAGCUUCUCAACAGCACGAGAAACCUAUUCAGCUUCCUUCCAUGCCAGGCUCAAACAAGAGGACUUGUCUUUCCACUCAUCAAACUGCAUCAAUAAAACAAGAAGAAGAGGAAGAGCUGAACCAACAGACAAACACAUAUAUUCCAAGAAGGCAAAGCACAAGAAAGAGGCCGUUGACGACUCGUGCUCUUGAAGCUCUUGAAUCGGGAUUUUAUACAGCAAAGAGCUUGAAAAGUACAUCUAAACCGAUAAAACGCGAAAGGUCUACAAGGAUCAAGCACUCAGCCAAAGCAACUCAAAGUAAGUCAGACAAUGGUUUUGUUGUAGAGGAAACCACAUCAAGUAAACCAGAGGAUUUUGAACGGAGCUUUCUUGCGGAUAAAGCAACAAACGUGAGUAAGCCUGUAGAGCAAACAGAGGAUUCGAACAAGGUGACAACCGACUCCCCUAAACGUCCUCCAGUUCUUUUAAAAUUUCCUUUUAAGCGUCGUUGAACAAGUGUUUAAAACUCUAGUAUGAGUCUCUUUUUUUUUGGGCGUUUACUUGAUCUGAAGAAAUGUGUAUAGAAGAAGAAAGCUCCUUAUAUUUCAUUUCUCGGGUA
Molecule: messenger RNA, 2801 nt
Organism: Brassica oleracea var. oleracea
Lineage: Eukaryota; Viridiplantae; Streptophyta; Magnoliopsida; Brassicales; Brassicaceae
Exons: 3
Coding region: 385-2694 (769 amino acids)
Cellular component (GO): nucleus
Molecular function (GO): transcription corepressor activity
Source: RefSeq, a predicted model, not a curated record